GUGACAGGAGUGGAGGGUGGUGACAGGAGUGGCGGCGGGUGAUAGGGGUGGAGGGAGGUGACAGGAGUGGCGGCGGGUGACAGGAGCGGCGCCAGAUCAGCUGACCAACAUGGCCGUGGCCAAGUACAUAGCUCUGGCCGCCUUCUUCAUCCUGGUGGGCACUGGUAUUGCUGUGAGCUAUACUGGUGCAAGUCUCCUUACAUCAUAUGUAGCUUAUCUCUCACCAUGGAUACCGACUUGGCUUUGGGUAGCAGUCGGUGCGAUUAUGGUGCUAGGAGUUGGAAUCACAGCCACCAGCACUGUUGGAGCUAUUGCGACACUAGCUCCUAAUCCCAAGGCCUUCAAAAUUUGCCUGUCUCUGCUCCUGUUGAUGGUGGUGACAGAAAUUGUAAGCACAGGCAUAGUUUACCAGAAGCAGCAUGUACUGGCCAAGGCACUGGGUGACUACAUGGGUGAAGCCAUGGAGAAAACACAAGUGGACUAUGGGGUCAAUAUUUCUGAUACUCAGCUGUGGGAUGAAAUCCAGAUGGAGAUGAACUGCUGUGGGACCAUUAGCUACAAAGAUUGGUUUGCCACAGCUUUUGGCAAGGGCACAGAUGUUCCUGACUCCUGUUGUCUGGAGGUUGUACCUGACUGUGGGAAGGACAUUGCACAUAUAAUUGAUGCUGAGGAUGUAGUAAUAACCGAGGGAUGCUUCCCCACAGUGCUACACAACAUUGGUAUUGACUACCAUACGCUGAGCCGGGAAGUGUGGUUACCUGUGUGUGCCAUGCAUGUUGCUCUUAUGGUUCUCCUGGUUGCCACAAGCAUGUUCCUGCAGGAGGGCUACACAGCCAGCAACCUUAAUAUCUACUCUGUGUCUGCUGUCAUCCCAGCUGCCGCUCACAAAUACCACGCUCUCGACAACAAUUGUUAGAAAAUCAAAUGUGCCUUUUCUUUUGCAAGGACCCAUAUAGGCCUAUGCAAUCCUACAUAGUGACUUGAUCAUAAUUCAUUCUUAUUGUAAAGGAAGGUAUCUAUUUUUGCAGAUUAGAACAUAAUUAUGGAUACUACAGCAGGCUUGCUUACCACUUCAUAUCUAUGUGAGGUAGGUCCUAUUUAUAUCCAAUGAAACUCAUUCAUAUAUUGUAUAUUAGUGUUGUAUUCACAUACUUUUUAAGAUAUUUUGGAUGUACAACUAUUGUUCACUGUUCAAAUUUUCCUUUUUAAUUUGUAUAGGAUGUACCAUUUCAAGCUUUAAAUAAGUACUUAUAUAUUUUGGAAUGCUAUAUUUAUAUAUAUUAUUUUGUUUUCUGAUGAAUGUUUUUCAGUGGAAUAUUAAAAUAAAAUUUACACAUGAAUGCACGUGUGUGUGUGUGUUUAUAUAUUCACGAUGCUAAAUACACAUGUGAUAAUAGUCUAACUUGAAUUCAGACAAACAUGGGGUUGUAGUGUAGUGGGUAGGAUAUUGUUGCUUAAAGUUAGAGGAAAUAUAUACUGUAUAUGCUUCUCUUAUAUAUUUUCAUAUUGGAGUGUGUGACAGUUUAAUUUUUAUAAUGUUAACUUGUUUUCAUGUGAAAAUUACAUAAAAAAAAAAAUUACUUGCUUGUACAGUAAAUAAUUAAAGGUUCAAUACAUUGA
This is a messenger RNA of Procambarus clarkii (red swamp crayfish), 1620 nucleotides long. Its product is annotated as tetraspanin-9. Gene Ontology annotation, cellular component: plasma membrane. The record is from RefSeq and is a predicted model, not a curated record. NCBI's taxonomy places the organism in Eukaryota, Metazoa, Arthropoda, Malacostraca, Decapoda, Cambaridae.